Onychostoma macrolepis is the source of this 1120-nucleotide messenger RNA. It is a transcript of the gene lsm4, whose product is annotated as LSM4 homolog, U6 small nuclear RNA and mRNA degradation associated. The transcript is spliced from 6 exons. Bases 326 to 856 code for a protein of 176 amino acids. Gene Ontology annotation, biological process: spliceosomal snRNP assembly; nuclear-transcribed mRNA catabolic process; mRNA splicing, via spliceosome. Gene Ontology annotation, molecular function: U6 snRNA binding. Lineage: Eukaryota; Metazoa; Chordata; Actinopteri; Cypriniformes; Cyprinidae. The record is from RefSeq and is a predicted model, not a curated record. Gene Ontology annotation, cellular component: U6 snRNP; spliceosomal tri-snRNP complex; P-body.
AAAUGCUACCUAUCAGAUUGUGAUACGUUACCAGCUUAUUAGUCAUGUGGUUUGAGGCUUUUAAAAUGUCCACACCUACCCGCUCACUUUACCCUAAAUUUACCCUUAAAACAAUGCAAAUAUAUUUUUGGUAACGUUAGCACAAUCUGAGAGGUAGCAUGUUUCGUCGGUUCACCGGUCUGCAUUGCUAAUAUACUUGUGCUCUGUAAACGUUUCGUGUUUAAACGAACGCGUUUUGCACAUAGACGUGGGAUUUUGCAAUAAUAAGCCAAUUAUUACUUGAUUUAAAAAUAAAACCCGCUACAAAUCACUACAGACACGUGCGAUGCACUUUUGUAGUAAACAGAUUUUGGGCUUUCAUUGGCCAGUGCCGACAAAGUGCACUUUAUUGUCAGCCAAACAGAAGCGCACAGUCUCUGGACUAAAUCUCCCUUUAUCUUUACUGAAGACAGCACAGAACCACCCGAUGCUGGUGGAGUUAAAGAAUGGUGAGACGUACAACGGCCAUCUGGUCAGCUGUGACAACUGGAUGAACAUCAACUUGAGAGAAGUUAUUUGCACUUCACGGGAUGGAGAUAAAUUUUGGAGGAUGCCGGAAUGUUACAUCAGAGGAAGCACCAUUAAAUACUUACGAAUCCCUGAUGAGAUCAUAGAUAUGGUGAAAGAGGAAGUAAUGUCGAAGGGACGUGGCCGGGGGGGCAUGCAGCAGAACAAACCGCAGGGAAAGGGCAGAGGAGGCGGACCUGGAAGAGGUGGUGGAACCGGCAGAGGUAUUUUUGGUGGCCGUGGCAGAGGCAUGACGGGACCUGGCCGUGGACAGCAACAAGACAAAAAGCCUGGAAAACCACAAGUUUGAUCAUCAUCCAGAAAGAGUGAGCUUAAUUUGAAAUGGACGUCCUGAAUUUCUGUGAAGAUUUUAAUUUGGACAAGCUGAUGUAAAGAUGCUCUUCCAUUUUCUCCAAAUAAGUUUUUAUUUUCUGUUGUGUCACAUUUUGGUGCAUGUUUUCACAUUGCUGUUUUAAGUUUUUUUUUUAGGUUUUUUUUUGUGCUUUAAAAUACAACCAUGGUGUAACUUGAUGUGUAUAAUGCACUUGUGAAUAAAUCAUUUUUGUUAAAUAUU